AUGUCUUCGUCAUUCGACCAGGAUUCUACCCUCGAGAAGGGAGAGAUGAACGAGAUGGAUCGCGUCGUCACACAAAAUGAACGCUCACGGAUUACCUUCGAGCCUGAGGACCGUCUUGAACGCCGUCGCCGUCACAGUCGCCAACGAUCAAUAAGCCGCGAUUCCAUCAGCAGUGUGAGGUCGCGAGCACAGUCAACUUCCGCAGCUGCCGGUCUCCCAAUUGAGUUUCGUACCCUUUCAUUCAAUGUUGCUCAUUCACAGACGGUCAACGAUGUCGUCUCAGAAUCGAAAUGGAGAUCCAAGACAACCACUAAAGCCAAGUCAACAACCAAGAAGUUCAAGUCACCAUUCUCGAUCAAGCAGAAGCCAAAGGUCGAAGACAAGCGACAGAACGAUGCAGAACACUUCGAGAAGUUAGAUUUCCACAUCCUUGAUGCCCAAUCAGUGACACAUGGACUUUCAUCAUCAUCAGAGUUGGGUUUGACACCCGAGUAUGCUUCGACUCGUCUUGCUACCGACGGUAAGAACAUGCUUCCUCGAAGACGCCAGAACUACGCCAAGAAGCUCUUUGAGUAUGUCUUUGGUGGCUUCUGCUCGGUGCUUUGGGUUGGUGUUAUCAUCUUCUUCAUUUGCUGGAAACCCUUAGGAAAUCCCGACCCUCAAGCAUACAACCUUGGUCUUGCUAUCCUCGUUCUCAUCGUCAUCUUCCUGCAAGCAUGUUUCUCUGCCUUCCAAGAUUGGUCUACUGGUCGCACGAUGAACGCCAUCCUCGAUCUUCUACCAGCUGAUGCCCUCGUCAUCCGCGGAGGCCAAACUACAAAGGUGCCUUCGACCGAUCUCGUCGUUGGCGACAUCGUCAAGAUCAGCAUUGGAAACAAAGUCCCUGCCGAUAUCCGUCUGCUGGCAACCUCUGGAGAUGUUCGCUUCGACAGAUCAAUGCUUACUGGAGAGUCUGAUGAGAUUGAAGGUGCUGUCGACUCUACUGACAAGAACUUCCUUGAGACUCGCAACAUCGGUCUCAUGGGUACUAUGGUCACCAACGGCUCUGCUACUGGUAUCGUCGUACUGACCGGAAAGAACACCUGUAUGGGUCGCAUCUCUAGUGCCAUGGCUGGCGCCAAAGAAGAAGCGACACUCAUCCAGAAGGAGAUCAACCGCUUUGUCAUCAUCAUCGUCGGCCUGACUAUCGUCCUUGCUUUGGCCAUUCUGCUAACCUGGGUUGGUUGGUUGCAUCGUGACCACCCUACUUACAUGAGUGUAGUGGCAAUGUUGAACAACGUUAUGGGAUGUGUUGUCGCAUUCAUUCCUGAAGGUAUGCCAGUCGCAGUUGCCUUGACACUCAUGAUGGUCGCCCGUCGUAUGAAGAACAGCAACAUCCUUCCCAAGGGUCUUUCGACUGUCGAGACAUUGGGUUGCGUCAACGUCAUCUGCUCCGACAAGACCGGCACACUGACCGAGAACAAAAUGGUUGUCACCACUGUCGGCUUCGUUGACGAACAGCUUACUGUUGCUGAAGCCCUCUCGAAGAUGGAGGCUGGCCAGAACACUGUACUCACCGAGCUCCACCGUGCUGCUGCAUUGUGUAACGAUGCUACAUUCGACCCCCUCUCAAUGGAUCUCCCUGUUUUGGACCGUGAGGUCCAAGGUAACGCCACUGACGGAGCUGUCCUCAAGUUUGCAGAGGUCGCCCACGCCAACUCUACCAAGAUGCUCCCCGAUGCUCACCCUCGCAAAUAUCAGAUCCCCUUCAACAGCAAGAACAAGUGGAUGCUCACGCUCCAUGACGAAGUUGGUGCCAACUACGAAGUUACUCCUGAAAAGACCAAGUACCUCGUCUAUGUCAAGGGUGCACCCGACAAGCUUCUUCCAUUUGCUACCUCAUACUGGUCUGCUAAGAACAACUCGGUAUUGCCUCUCGACGCUGCUGCCAAGGCUCAGUUCAGUGCUCUUCAGGAACGCCUCUCUCGCAACGCAGAACGUGUUAUCCUUCUUUGUCAGCGUCACUACCGUCCUACCGAAACUCUCGGCACCAAUGCUUUCGNNGGUAUCGCUGAUCUGACCAUCAUCGGUGUUCUCGGUAUCACCGACNCCCCACGCAAGGAGACUGCUCCAACCGUCGCUUCUUGUCGCCGUGCCGGUGCACGUUUCUUCAUGGUUACUGGUGAUUUCGGACUUACUGGUGCUGCUAUUGCUCGCAAUGUCGGCAUCUUCACCCACAGUGGUGAGCCUGAUACUUACGAAACCAUCGCUGAAGGCCAGACAUUUGUCAACGACAGCGAAAAGGGUGCUCGCGUAAACAACAGUCUUUUGCUCGAGGGUCCAUCAAUCAACAAGCUUACUGCUGAAGACUGGGAUAUUGUAUGCAGCUACGAGGAGAUUGUCUUCGCUCGUACCACACCUGAGCAGAAGUUGCGAAUCGUCAACGAGCUCAAGGACCGUGACAAUGUCGUUGCCGUCACUGGUGACGGUGUUAACGAUGCACCCGCCCUCAAGGCUGCUGAUGUCGGUAUCGCCAUCGCUGCUGGUUCUGACGUCGCCCUCGAAGCUUCUGACCUGGUACUUCUCGACAAGUUCGACUCCAUCGUCGAGGCCAUCCGCCUCGGUCGUCUGGUCUUCCAGAAUCUUCAGAAGGGUAUCGCCUAUCUUUUGCCUGCUGGUUCCUUCUCCGAGAUCUGGCCUGUUCUGCUCAACGUCUUCUUCGGUGUUCCUUCUCCUCUGUCCUCAUUCCUGAUGAUCAUCAUUUGUGUCUUCACCGAUCUUUUCCUCAGUCUGUCGCUCAUCAUGGAGAAGGAAGAGUUCGACCUGCUCACCCUGCCUCCUCGCAACCACAAGAAGGAUCACUUGAUCAACUUCAAGAUUUACGCUCAGUCCUACCUUUUCAUUGGUGUCAUGGAAACCCUCUGUGCACACGCCAUGUUCUUCCUCUACUACUGGCGCCACGCAAAGAUUCCUCUUCAUGCUCUCUUCUUCGCUUUCGAGAAGUACACCGAUGGCUUCUACGGAUACACCCAAGCCGAGCUGACCCACUUCAACACCGUCGGUCAAGGUGUCUACUUUGUUACUCUGGUCAUUCUGCAAUUCGGCAACUUGCUCAGUGUACGCAGCAAGCGCAUGUCUAUCCUCCAGGCCGACCCCUUCCGCAAGGAGCGUCGCAACCCUUGGCUGUUGGCUGGUAUGGCUGUCUCUCUUUCUAUCGCCAUUUUCGUCACCAUGGAGCCUGGUAUCCAGAACAUUUUCGGUACUGCCACUGUUCCCAUUGAGUUCUGGCUGAUCCCUAUUCCUCUGGCUUUGGGUAUCUUGAUUAUGGAUGAGAUCAGAAAGGUGGUUGUCAGAUCUUUCCCUAAUGGUCCUGUGGCCAAGAUUGCUUGGUAG
Aureobasidium musti is the source of this 3372-nucleotide messenger RNA. The record is from the annotation of a GenBank genome assembly. NCBI's taxonomy places the organism in Eukaryota, Fungi, Ascomycota, Dothideomycetes, Dothideales, Saccotheciaceae.